ACACUCUGCCUUGGCUAGCCUGCUCCUAUGCCGCUGGGACCCCGAAGUUGCAUCUUGUCCGUUCCAAUAACUGCUUCCAGAAGCCUGCUGCUGCGAGGCUGCUGUCAGCAGUGGAAUUUCCAGGUCCUCUGUCCCCAGACUACAGUUGAUGGCCCAUUACCAUCAUCUGCAGAUAUGGUCAACUUGGCAUCGCAAAGUUGUCACAUACGACCAUACCCAUUGGAAAACUCGGGAUCCCGUCCGCUCUCCCAUAGAUAAGCCAAUGAGGGCCGGAUUAGUAGUUGGGUCGGUGACGACCAGCGAAUACCUGGUGUUGUAUGUUUUUGAUUUUUGGAGUUUUGGCGAUGUCACGAGAAAGCUGUUUGUUGGAAGUAAGUCUCCAGCAGCGGAUGAUAAUGUUUUGACUUGGUCGUAUACACUCACCCUGAGACAGGAUUCGGAGGGGACAAGGGGGGCUCGAGCAGCCAGGCUGUGCCUCAAGAGUCUAAAUAGACCAAAGUGAUUAAAUGACCGAGCCCACAGCUGUCAGUUGUUGAUGGUAGCCAGUGCGGUGUUAGUCAAGACGCUAAUAUGUGUGAGGGCGUUUGUGGCUAGCUUC
Messenger RNA from Colletotrichum phormii, 598 nucleotides. RefSeq lists its product as uncharacterized. NCBI's taxonomy places the organism in Eukaryota, Fungi, Ascomycota, Sordariomycetes, Glomerellales, Glomerellaceae. The transcript has a single exon. The record is from RefSeq and is a predicted model, not a curated record. The coding region runs from base 149 to 502 and encodes 117 amino acids.